AUGCCCAAAGAAAUUAUAUCACUUGAAAUAGGAAAAUGUGGGCAUGAAAUUGGGACUGCUUUUACCAACAAUAUAAUCCAAGAAUGAGCUGUUUAUAACCCUUUAGAAAUCCCUACAGAAUCUGAAAGAAAAUCCAAUGAGUCUGCAAAUCCUUUUCUAUCAGAUUUUAAAAAAAUUUUAUUUUCUUCCAGCAGCAGUGAAAUCCACCAAAGGUCUUUAUAUAGUUCAAUUAUAUCAGAUAUUCCAGAAGCCAGCCACAAUUGAGCUAAAGGAUACUUGCAAUCAGGGCAAAGCCAUGGAGAAGAGUUUCUUGACAAAAUCACAACAAUUGCUGAACAAUGUGAAUCCCUUGACAAUUUUUUAUUAAUUCACAGCAUAGGCGGAGGCCUUGGUAGCGGUCUUGGGUCUUUUCUGCUGAAUUUAUUAUCUGACCAUUUCCCUGAGAUUUUCCGCAUUAAUUUUUCAGUUCUCCCUGAAAAUUCUUAUGAAGUCGGGCCUUAUAACGCAGUUUUAGCUAUGAAAGAAAUGACGGAAUAUGCUGAUUGUGUUUAUCAAAUUGAUAACCAAGCUUUAUUAGACAUAAUUAAAAAAAAUACAGAAGGAAACCCAGAAAUUAAUGCAAGCACCAAUUAUAUUACGAUGAAUAAUAUAAUUGCAAGCUACUUAUCAGAUUUAACGUGCUCUAUUAGAUAUCAAGGACUGCUGGGGAUGAGUCUUAAAGAAAUUUCGUCUAAUUUAGUCCCAUUUCCGAAUUUGCAAUAUGUUUCUGCUGCUAAAGCACCGAUAAGCUCUAUAAUAAACAAUAUUCAUGAUGAUAAAUCACUAGUACAGAUUUUCAAUGAAAUUACUGAUGAAAAUAGUUUAUAUUGUUUUGGGGUAAAUAGAGAUAAAAAGGUCCCCUAAAUUAUUAUUUUUUUAAUUAUAAUUAUGGACAUUAUCAGCUGAAAUUGUAUAAUAAAACUCUCCUCAAAAAAUUCUGUCUAUUUGGCUAAUGCAUUAAUCUUCAGAGGAAAUGCUACAAUUUACGAUAUCCAAGCAAACACAAACCGGCUAAAAAACUCCCACAAAAUGGUCGGCUGAAAUCCAGAAAACUUCAAAUUGGCCUUAUACAAUGAAUCCCCUCUCCACAUCCCUAUAUCCGCAUUGAAGCUUUCCAAUGGAAAUUCUAUAAACUCUUAUUUCUCCAGCCUUAAGCAGCGAUUUUUAAAACUCCACAAAAAGAAAUCCUUUAUCAGCAGCUAUACCCAGUAUAUGGACAGUUCUUUAUUCAGCUCAUCCUUAUCAAGCUUAGAAGAACUAAUGGAAAGAUAUACCGCCAACACUCAGCAGCUUGAGGAGCCUACCUUUUCUCGUUUAAAAAUGAUAGUUUAA
Blepharisma stoltei is the source of this 1371-nucleotide messenger RNA. The record is from the annotation of a GenBank genome assembly. NCBI's taxonomy places the organism in Eukaryota, Ciliophora, Heterotrichea, Heterotrichida, Blepharismidae.